AUGAAUUCUCCAUGGCCGAGUUUUAAUGAGGAUGUGGGAGACAGCCGCUCGCUGGGCAACGUUCGGGCCCUUGAAUGGAAGCACUUGAAGGAAUGGUGUCGGACGCUGCAAAUGGAAAGCUGCGUGUGGCAUUACAUGAGGCGUUGGGCCACCACCACGCUGGCUCACUUCAUCAUGGUCAUUGAAUUUCUGAUGUUCGCUCACAUUACUCUGCUACUGAGCCUGGUCAAGAAUGUAUACUUUUAUGAACUGGUUCCGUACCUGCUGGUUAUGAUUCUGAUGCCACUGGUAAUGAUGGUUUGCCUGAAGGAUAGCCAGAGACAUUACUUCGCCUGCAACAUGAUAGCCAGCUGGGUGAUGGCUUUUCUGCUAACGAUUAUGGACAGCUUUGUAUCAAUUUCUCAUGGCGGCAACGUUGCGCUGAUGCCCAGCUACGAUCACAUUGUCCUGGCUGCUGUUUACUUGUAUCUGCCAGUUGCAUUCAUGGAUCGAGGCAGACCGUAUAUCCUGGGCCUGGCCGUUUCCCUCGUGUACUUUUGUUGCGCGUGCUGGCGGCUGACGGCCAACAAAGCUCAGUUCUACCCUCCACUCGUGUGCUAUGCGUUGUAUCUCUUCUACCAGAAUCUCGUCAUGGCCUUCUUUUUCACGCUGCGAGUGUUCGGUGUGCGACGCUUAAUUCUCAAUCGCCAUCAGUUGGUCUACGAAAACAUUGUGCUUAAGGUGUUGAUAAAGAACGAGAAGGCCCUGCUGGAGUCGAUUAUGCCAGCCAAGGUGGACCAAACGCUGCAGGAGGACAUUCGCACGCGCAUUGAGGAUGAGCAACAGGGUAAAAAGAUACCCAAAUUGCGCAAACUCUUCGUGGAACCCCAUCCGGCUGUGUCCAUACUGGUCGCCGACAUGGUAAACUACACAAACCUGACCAACACCUUGGGUGCGCGGAGUCUGGUCGAGAUUCUGCACGAGUUGUUCGUCAACUAUGAUCGGGCAACCAAGCGGAAUGACGCGCAGCGCAUCAAGCUCCUCGGGAAUGCCUACAUUUGUGUCUCCGGCAUUCCCAUGUACAAUCCCGACCACGCCUGCUGCUGCGUGGACCUGGCGCUCGACAUGAUCAGCAUAACCCAACAGGUACGCGAGCAAUGGAUGCUGAACAUCGACCUGCGCGUCGGUGUGCACUCGGGGGAGGUGUUCGCUGGCGUUAUUGGCCACAUGAAGUGGCAGUACGACAUCUGGUCAAAGGACGUGGAUAUCACCAACCGUCUGGAAAUGUGGGGGGAGCCGGGCAUGGUGCACAUCUCCAAUCACACUCUCAGCCUGCUGAACGACGAAUAUCUCUACGAGGAAGGCACCGACAGUGCCAGGAACGACCCCGUGCUGCAGAAGGCAGAGAUCUCCACGUACUUGGUCAGUGGUCGUCAUCCCGAUUUUAUGGAGCCCUGCUUCGGUCUGGACUCGAAUAUUCGUGGUGUCUCCCUAGCCUCGUACCGCACGAGCUUCAGCAAUAUCUACGAGGAGGUGGCGAAGAAGACAAAGAAGAAUAUGGAGAACGAAGUGAAGCACAUGCCAGUCGGACAGUGAGCA
Messenger RNA from Drosophila subobscura, 1578 nucleotides. Its product is annotated as adenylyl cyclase X E. Gene Ontology annotation, biological process: adenylate cyclase-activating G protein-coupled receptor signaling pathway; intracellular signal transduction; cAMP biosynthetic process. The transcript is spliced from 5 exons. Lineage: Eukaryota; Metazoa; Arthropoda; Insecta; Diptera; Drosophilidae. The record is from RefSeq and is a predicted model, not a curated record. Gene Ontology annotation, molecular function: adenylate cyclase activity. Bases 1 to 1575 code for a protein of 524 amino acids.